Messenger RNA from Ochlerotatus camptorhynchus, 1403 nucleotides. RefSeq lists its product as uncharacterized. The transcript is spliced from 3 exons. Lineage: Eukaryota; Metazoa; Arthropoda; Insecta; Diptera; Culicidae. The record is from RefSeq and is a predicted model, not a curated record. Bases 804 to 1292 code for a protein of 162 amino acids.
CGACCCAGGCAGAAAUAAUAUCGUUGCCCGCCGGCCUAGUACCCGUGCCAAUCCGGGAGGCGAGAUGGUCAACGAGUCGGAUCAGAAGAACGAGCAGCUGAACCUGCACGGCCCAGGCAGAAGUAAUAUCGUUGCCCGCCGGCCUAGUACCCAUGCCAAUCCGGGAGGUAAGAUGAUUGACGAUUCGGAGAAGAACCACGAGCAGCUGAACCUGCAUGGCCCAGGCAGAAGUAAUAUCGUUGCCCGCCGGCCUAGUACCCGUGUCAAUCCGGGAGGUAAGUUGGUUGACGAUUCGGAGCAGAACCACGAGCAGCUGAACCUACACGGCGCAGAUAGGAGUCAAGUUGCACGCCGGCCUAGUACCCGAACCAAUCCGGAAGGCGAGGUGCUCAAAGGCUUCGAAGAGAAACAUGUGAGUAGCAUUUAAUUUUUAUAAUCAUUCAGUGGCGUCUCCCUAACCUCUAUCUACCUGUGUAUUUCGCAUUUUAAAAGCUAUUACGCAGGUAAAUUGAUAUUAGAAUGGCGUCAUUGAUCCGUGGAGCUAUCCGAUAGUAAAACCGUAGCGGUUGACCAACCAGAUUGCAGUGUGCAUGACAUUUCAGAUCUGACCCUUCAUUUUUUAGAUCAUAUACUAAUCUAUUUUGUGUUAUUCUAUCAUACAGCAAUCGACACCAGAUAACGACGAUGACGAUGAUGACGAUUCUACAGCUGAUCCGAAUGCCUCUGUUGCUACUGACCACACCAAACCUACGAUAACCGUUGCGUCGUGCGGGGCUAACUCGGGAGAAAUUGGACUGCUAGUGAUGCAUGAGGAACGAUACGGGAAUCAAAGUCAGGCGUUUAGCACAACCACAUCUCCACCAUUGAUACCUGCUGAUGUUACAUCUGCCACUGUUGUCUUCAGUGAAGGAAGCAGCCUUCAACCUACGUUCGACAAACGGGUUAAUCAACGGGAUAAUGCUGGAAAGCGUCGUGUUCGUAAGAGAUACAGGAAGAAGAAGAGUGAUGGAAAUACGAAGCUUUUCAGUGAAACUAAUACCAAGGUAUCUUUCGAUGAUAAACCGCAGAAGCCGACCAUCGUGCAAGGAAGGAAACCGCAGAAACAGACCACUAUGCCUGUGGUAGGAACGAGCAUCGAAGGCAUCGUACGCCAAGGAAUUCAAGACCACAAGCUACCAUCAAUAUUGGAAGAAAUCGAAGCACCACCGAUCGAUUUGCAUACAAUUAUAAAAGAGGAGUUGUCCAAAGCUGAAACAUCCGAGCCAAAGGUAACAUAUUUUUCUGGAAUGUAGUAAAUUGUUUAUCUGAAAUGAAAUUGAUUUGAUUCAAUAUUUCUAUCCUAUUUUGUGCGAGCUACCCUUAUAAUAUAUAAUAUGGUCGAAACAUACCCUUUUUAUAUAAAA